AUGUCCGACUACCCCGCAGAAUUCCAGGUUUACAGUGAACCCGGACGUACCAUCCUAGGUGACAAUCCAAUACUCGAACUCCUCUUAGAGAACAAUGACCGUCCAUUUGCCCAUGAAGCUGGCGUCUUCAUUCCAGAAUCAAACACUCUGUUCGUGACUAGCAACCAAUAUCCACAUCCAGACACCAACCAGCCACACAUCCACAUCAGCCGCAUCACUCUGCCUUCAUCCAUCCACAGCACCGAGACGACGUGUACCCAGAUAACAACAGACAACGUCCCUAUGGCCAAUGGCGGCAUAAACUACCAGAACGGCAUCCUAUUCUGCGCACAAGGAACACUCACCACCCCAGGUGGGCUGGCAUACAUGCCACUCCCCUCAAAUCCAAGCGAUCACACAUCGACGAGCUCAUAUGCAUCAAAAUUACUGAUAAAGUCUUUCCACAAUCGGCCCUUCAACUCACCCAACGACGUCGUUGUUCACAGCGAUGGAAGCCUAUGGUUCACCGACCCCAUCUACGGCUCCGAACAAGGCAUUCGUCCUCCCCCACGGCUACCAAACCAGGUCUAUCGCUUCGAUCCCAAAACAGGAGGGAUCAGAGCGGUGGCGGACGGGUUUGGGCGCCCGAACGGAAUCUGCUUCAGUCCAGGGGAGGAGACGUGUUACGUGACGGACACGGAUUGGAUCCAUGGUGAUGGAAGCACGGAUGAGACAAGAGCGUCACACAUAUAUGCAUUCGAUGUGAAGAUGUAUUCCGGGCAGCCGUUUCUCGUCAACAGGCGCUUGUUUGCAAUGGCCGAUACGGGAAUUCCUGAUGGGAUCAAGUGCGAUGUACAUGGCAAUUUGUAUAGUGGGUGUGGUGAUGGUGUCAAUAUCUGGUCGCCUGGCGGUGUCUUGUUGGCGAAGAUAUUGGUUGAUGGAGGUGUUGCUAAUUUCUGCUUUGGUAGGGAUGGACAGCUUUUCUUGCUGAAUGAGCAUAGGCUGUGGCGAGCACAGAUCUCGCCAGAGUGUAAGGGUGCUCUACUCAGGAUCUAG
Ascochyta rabiei is the source of this 1035-nucleotide messenger RNA. Its product is annotated as Gluconolactonase. Lineage: Eukaryota; Fungi; Ascomycota; Dothideomycetes; Pleosporales; Didymellaceae. The transcript has 2 exons. Bases 1 to 1035 code for a protein of 344 amino acids. The record is from RefSeq and is a predicted model, not a curated record.